AUUCGCAGAGAUGGAGUUUCUGCAGAAUCAUCACACGGUGAACACCUCCGAACCACCGUACACCCUCGGUACAGGUUCGGUAGGAAGCAUCGAGGCCACCAUACCUUCCGGCCUCUGUGCUGGACCUCUUGGAGUAUUAUCCAACGAGGACACCCUAACAGAUACCCAGAACGAGGAGACUCUGGGUGCUCUGCAGGGCACCCUUCGUCUGCAGGAUCUGCAGAAUUCGCCGGAAGAUAUCGGGGCCGAUCAGACACAACAGAUCCAAAAUUCUGGACAAAAUCAGGUGGUCAGCGAAUUUGGGGCCAGUUUCUGGGUGGACGACAUGGCUGGAUUUCCAUUGCCACCCUUGGAUUUGGAUCCCUUACCGCCUGGCCUUUUUAGUCCUUGUUCUGGAACCUAUAAUUGGGGUUGCACCAGAGGCGAAUGUGCUCCAAGGACGAGCAACGCCAACGGAGAAGGCGUCGCGGAUGUGUUAUUAUCCUUGAAACAUGCGGUGGUUCAUCCCGGAAGUCCUACGGGAGGAUAUUACUCCACGGGAGGUUCAAGUCAUCAUUAUUCCCAGGAUUACACGCAAAAUCUUGGACCUCCUGUGCCACCCACUCAUUACACUUCCACUCCAGCCAUGUCCGUCAAUGUUUCCAUGAACAUGACGAUGAAUAUGAACAUGCACUCCGGGUACGAGCAGAGCUAUUCGUCGGCCUGGGGCGUGGAACCCCUUUUAAGUCCCGCCCAACAGUAUAAUCCCGUGGAGCAGCAGACGAGGGUGAAUCAACCCCCGGCCAAUAGCCUGAUUGGCACCAGCACCCAUCCCCAUUCUCAUCCCCCGACACACGGCCAUUCCAGGCUACAGCUGUCGAGUGAGCAUGCGCUUUGCAUUACCGCCUCCGGAAACCCGGUCACACCCGAUGACAAUGGCAGACCUAACCUCUGCAGAAUCUGCGGUAAAUCGUAUGCAAGACCCAGCACUCUCAAGACGCAUCUCAGAACGCACUCUGGGGAGAAACCGUUUAGGUGCCAUGCGUGUUCGAAAGCAUUUAGUCAAGCCGCAAAUUUAACCGCCCAUGCGAGGACUCAUUCCGGAGAGAAACCGUUUCGAUGUCCUGUUUGUGAUCGAAGAUUUUCACAAAGCAGUUCGGUAACCACACACAUGAGAACGCAUUCAGGAGAACGCCCAUACAGGUGUCGAUUCUGCAAAAAAGCAUUCUCGGACAGUUCUACUUUAACGAAACAUCUUCGUAUUCACUCCGGCGAGAAACCAUACCAGUGUAAGCUGUGUUUAUUGAGGUUCAGCCAAAGCGGUAACCUCAACAGGCAUAUGAGAGUCCACGGUGGCUCUUUAACGUGACACAGCUCAAUAUCGAUUAUCGAUAACAAUCGUGUCUUACCACGAUGCUGUCGAAUACCUGUGAUUCAACUUGGUUCGAGCUUAC
Molecule: messenger RNA, 1433 nt
Organism: Megachile rotundata (alfalfa leafcutting bee)
Lineage: Eukaryota; Metazoa; Arthropoda; Insecta; Hymenoptera; Megachilidae
Biological process (GO): regulation of transcription by RNA polymerase II
Molecular function (GO): DNA-binding transcription factor activity, RNA polymerase II-specific; RNA polymerase II cis-regulatory region sequence-specific DNA binding
Source: RefSeq, a predicted model, not a curated record